UCCAAGUUUAUUGACUACAUUGAUGAAGCUCUGGAAAAAUCCAAAGAAACUGCACUUUCUCGCUUGCUUUUCACCUACCAGGGGAUUCCUUACCCAGUCACUAUGUGCACCUCAGAAACGUUCCAAGCCUUGGAUGCCUUUGAAGCCCGAAGCGAUGACAUAGUACUCGCAUCUUACCCAAAGUGCGGUUCAAAUUGGAUUCUUCACAUUAUUAGUGAGUUAAUAUUUGCUGAUUCUAAAAAAAAGUAUGAAUAUCCAGAAUUCCCAGUUCUUGAAUGUGGGAACCCAGAAAAAUAUCAGAGAAUGAAACAGUUCCCAUCACCAAGGAUUUUGGCAACUCAUCUCCAUUAUGACAAAUUACCUGGGUCCAUCAUCAAGAAUAAAGCCAAGAUGUUGGUGAUAUUCCGAAACCCUAAAGAUACGGCAGUAUCUUUUUUCCAUUUCCACAAUGAUGUCCCUGAUAUUCCAAGCUAUGGCUCUUGGGAUGAAUUCUUCAGACAGUUCAUGCAAGGACAAGUUUCUUGGGGAAGCUAUUUUGAUUUUGCAAUUAAUUGGAACAAACAUUUUGAUGAUGAAAAUGUUAAGUUUAUAUUAUAUGAAGACUUGAAAGAGAAUCUGGCUGCUGGAAUAGAGCACAUCGCUGAGUUCUUUGGAUUCUCUCUCACUGGGGAGCAGAUUCACACUGUUGCUGCUCAGAGCACCUUCCAGGCCAUGCGAGCCCAGUCCCAGCAGACACACGGGGCUGUCGGCCCGUUCCUGUUCCGCAAAGGUGAAGUUGGUGACUGGAAACAUCUGUUCAGUGAAACUCAGAACCAGGAAAUGGAUAAAAAAUUCAGAGAGUGCUUAGCAGGCACUGCCCUAGGAGCAAAGUUGAAGUAUGAGUCAUAUUGCCAAUCUUGA
This is a messenger RNA of Phyllostomus hastatus (greater spear-nosed bat), 900 nucleotides long. It is a transcript of the gene SULT6B1, whose product is annotated as sulfotransferase family 6B member 1. The transcript has 7 exons. Bases 103 to 900 code for a protein of 265 amino acids. Gene Ontology annotation, cellular component: cytoplasm. Gene Ontology annotation, molecular function: sulfotransferase activity. Gene Ontology annotation, biological process: sulfation. The record is from RefSeq and is a predicted model, not a curated record. Lineage: Eukaryota; Metazoa; Chordata; Mammalia; Chiroptera; Phyllostomidae.